AUGUGUCGUUGUUUUCUCCUCGUUUCCAGGGACGGGGUCUGGAUUUUAUUGACUGGCUGGCACGCCCUCGAUUUUCAGGAUUUGGAUGGAGGAGCAUUGCAUUAUCUCUCUGACUUACUUUUGCACCAAUGCGGCUAUCUCGAUAUACUAUGCACAUACCUGAUUGAUGCUACUUGUUCGUGUAUACUUACUUACUCCCUUCGAACUUGCUUCUUCCGAUUUUCUCAGGACAAGGCCUGGCUGCAUUGCCUCCAUGCUUCUACCUACCUUUUCUCUCUUAUCUGGUGUCAAACUGACAUACGCUAUGUCCGGAGAAACAAGCUAUGUAUAUAG
Molecule: messenger RNA, 333 nt
Organism: Trichophyton rubrum CBS 118892
Lineage: Eukaryota; Fungi; Ascomycota; Eurotiomycetes; Onygenales; Arthrodermataceae
Exons: 1
Coding region: 1-333 (110 amino acids)
Source: RefSeq, a predicted model, not a curated record